CUCCUGGUCACUUGAGAUAAAGAAUUGCAGCUUCGGAGAAGCGUGGUCCCACCCUCUGUGGGGCCCUCUCCUCCAGCCACAUUGUCCUGUUCACAAAACUCCAGCAUUUUUACAGAGGCCGUUUUCCCCACCAAAGUUCUUUAAUGAAUGUUUGAUACUGACUGUAAUUCGUCAGACCAUCACAGCGAAGUGUGGCCGUCCCUCCCUCCUGCCACUACCGAGCAGGAAAUGCCGGGCAUCGGGCACCUCGACACGCCGGGACCCCCGGACCCCGCCACGCCGCUGGAGCUCAUGGCCAACAACCUCCAGAUGGAGGGUCCAACCACUGACCCCACCAGCCAGCCCUGGCCGGGGCCCCCACCCCAGCCUGAGAUCCCAGCCCCCAGCUCGCACCGGGAGACCUGGACCGGCAAGUACAAGUUCCUGCUGUCCUGCCUGGGCUACUCUGUGGGGCUGGGCAACAUCUGGCGCUUUCCCUACCUGUGUUACCGCAACGGAGGAGGUGUCUUCCUCAUCCCCUACUUCAUCACGUUGCUCGUCAUGGGGCUGCCCCUCUUCCUGAUGGAGCUGAGCCUGGGUCAGUACGGAGCCGCGGGGCCCAUCACUGUCUGGAAGUGCUGCCCGCUGCUGAAAGGCAUUGGCAUUGCCAUGCUGAUCGUGUCCUCCCUGCUGUCCCUCUACUACAACGUCAUCAUUGCUUGGGCUCUCUACUACCUGGGCUCCUCCUUCCAGAGCCCCCUGCCCUGGUCCUGCGAUGCCCCCGGGAACGCGUACCUCUGCCAGAAUGCCUCAGGGAUUGUCAGUGCCAGCGAGGUUUUCUGGAACGAGCAGGUGCUGGGGGUGACGCACAGCUCCGGCCUCGGGGACCCUGGCACCGUGCAGUGGCCCCUUGCCCUGUGCCUGCUAGCAGCCUGGAUCAUUGUCGUCUUCUGCACGCUGAAGGGCAUCCACAGUUCAGGCAAGAUGGUGUACUUCAUGGGCACCUUUCGCUACCUGCUCAUCCUCACCCUCAUCAUCUGGGGGGCCACGCUGGACGGCUCCCUCGACGGCGUCCGCUUCUACCUCUCCUUGGACUGGAGCAGGCUGUGGAGUGCCCAGGUGUGGAGCGACGCGUCCUCGCAGAUCUUCUAUUCCCUGGGCAUCGGGUUCGGGGGGCUGGUCUCCAUGGCCUCCCACAACGAGUUUGACAACAACAUCAUCCGGAAAACCUUGGUCCUUGCCAUUGGGAGCUGCUGCACCAACUUCAUUGCCGGCUUUGCCAUCUUCUCGGUGCUGGGGCACAUGGCCUGGAGGAACCAAGUCCCUGUGGGCAGUGUCACCGACUCAGGCCCUGGGCUGACGUUCGUGGCAUACCCUGAAGCCCUCUCCCUGCUGCCCAUGUCCCCGCUCUGGUCCGUCCUCUUCUUCCUGAUGCUUUUCACGCUGGGAGUGAUUACUUCGUUUGAGAACAUUAAGGGCAUCACCACAGCCAUCCUGGACGAGUUCCCGGACCCGCACAACUGGAGGAGUAAGGUGGCGUUGCUGGGUGCUCUCUGUACCUCCUUCUACCUGCUGGGGCUCCUGCUGGUCACCCAGGGAGGCAUAUUCUGGUUCACCCUCAUUGACAAGUACAGCACCGGCUUUGGGCUGAUCACUGUCUCCCUCUUCAUGUGCCUGGGCAUCGCCUUCUGCUACGGUGUGAACCAGUUCUGCCAGGACAUCAUGCACAUGAUCUGCCAGUGCCCACCCUGGUACAGGUACAUGCUGGGCUACUUCAAGGCGUGCUGGGCCUUCUUUACCCCCUGCCUGCUGCUGACCGUGCUCAUCUGCGCCUGCCUGGACAUACACCGUGUGCCCCUGCACCAUGGCACCUACGAGUACCCCACCUGGGGCACGAGCCUCAGCAUCUGUAUGGGCAUCCUCACCUGCCUGCAGGUCCCGCUCUGGGCCGUCGUGGCCCUGUGCCGUGAGUCGGGGACGCUGAGAAACCGCUUCCAGAAAGCCAUCCAGCCCCUGCACUCCUGGAGGGCAGCCGCUGGCCGCAACGUGGCUGGAGACGUCAGCGAGGCGUUCACCAUCACCCUGACCAGCGGCGACUUCACCACGCUGCCCCACGGCAGCAGUGAAGACUGAUGGCGGCCCCGGGGCACCCCACGUCCUUGCACGGAGCCCCCCGGGAAGAUGGGACCCACUGAUGAUGGAUGGGGACACCCGCCGGGGGCUGGCUGCUGGUUGCACGUGGCUCCCCUUGUGCCGUCACCAUCACCCAUCCCGGCAGAUGAUAAUCACUGAUCCCAGCACGUAAUGCUUUUUCCUGGAAAUGUUCUGCACGCUCCAAAGGUGUUUCUGGGGGACUUUGUGAGCAGGACCGGCUGCCCGGGCCGUGCUCCAGCCCUUCGCUUGCCUCUGGGCAGUUGCCACAUCUCGUUGGAGUGGUUUGGGGGCAGCUGCGUGCGUCCCUGGCCCCAACCCUCAGCUCUCCCAGCAGGGCAGGCUGCCGGCAGUGUCCCUGGCAGCGGCAGCCACCUUGGGCAGGGGCCAGGCUGGCCAAGCCCACCGUGGCAGUGGGAACGGCACGCUGACCCCCGGGUGGGGGACUCCAGGCCCCCCCCCCAGCUGCCUCCCAGGCGGUGCUCGGGACCAGCGGCUCUGGCACGGCUGUUACCGCUGCGCUGCAGGGCUGGACUGGCCCAGCAGCCAAUUUCAAGCCCCCAGCCCAGGGCAGGUCCCCACUCGCCCAUCCCGGCCCCAGGAGCAGCACGGCGCAGGCAAGAGUGGCAAGGGCCGCCCCGUGGUUGGGUUUGUAGCCUCAGGGCGGCUGUGAGCGCAUGAUGCGUUUGCUGAUGCUGCAAUAAAGCUCCAUUUUCCAGAA
Aquila chrysaetos chrysaetos is the source of this 2851-nucleotide messenger RNA. Its product is annotated as sodium-dependent proline transporter-like. Gene Ontology annotation, biological process: sodium ion transmembrane transport. The record is from RefSeq and is a predicted model, not a curated record. Gene Ontology annotation, cellular component: membrane. Lineage: Eukaryota; Metazoa; Chordata; Aves; Accipitriformes; Accipitridae. Gene Ontology annotation, molecular function: L-proline transmembrane transporter activity.